This is a messenger RNA of Ooceraea biroi (clonal raider ant), 9559 nucleotides long. RefSeq names its product trio Rho guanine nucleotide exchange factor (gene trio). Gene Ontology annotation, molecular function: protein kinase activity; guanyl-nucleotide exchange factor activity; protein binding. The record is from RefSeq and is a predicted model, not a curated record. Lineage: Eukaryota; Metazoa; Arthropoda; Insecta; Hymenoptera; Formicidae. Gene Ontology annotation, biological process: protein phosphorylation. Gene Ontology annotation, cellular component: extrinsic component of membrane; cytoplasm.
UUACCAAUUGAAUAUCAACAUUCCAUAAACAACUCUGAUUACAACUAUCAAGCUCGAAGCUGUUCGUUUGAAAAUACGACAAAGAUUUUUGUAAACGCGUCUUAAUGCCUAAAACGCCUCCCCGCUCGCGGAAUCGCGCGACUCGUGCUGUCCUGUCGGACAGUAUUGGCGACUGUAGCUGUAGUCGUUGAAAACUUGUCGCCUGGAUAUGGCAGUGGUAAUCUCGGAGUUUCGCUUGUGCGACGACGGUUGUCCGUGACUUUAAAAGUUGACGAAGUGACAAUAUGAAUGGUGGUAAGACGGUCUCGCGAAGAGAUUUGGGCCCGAUAUCACGACGACAGGGAACAAGGACGUCGAAAUCGCCGUAUACGGACUUUCCGCAGAUCAUGAUAGUUUAACAACAAGCCAGAAUAAUGGAUGGUACACGAGCUGCAGAAGUGUUGCCAUUGCUGCAAGAACGUUUGGCAAUACUACCUGGUGGACGGGAUCGUAGAGGCGGACCUGUACUCUUGUUUCCUAGUACACCAAGGCGCGAACGUGCCAAACCUGAAGAUUAUAGACGUCUCCUACAGUAUCUGUUUGCUAUUCCGAGCGAUGAAGCUAGAGGCCUACGAUUUACUGUAAUUGUGGAUAUGCGCGGUACUACAUGGGACUCUGUCAAACCUAUUUUGAAGGUAUUGCACGAGCAUUUUCAUCGUACGGUUCAUAUCGCUUUUCUCAUCAAACCAGAGAACUUUUGGCAGAAACAAAGGACUUCGUUAGCCAAACAAAAGAAAUAUAAUUUUGAGAUUAACACAAUCAGCUUAGAAGCUCUUGUAAAAGUUAUAGAUCCUUCUCAACUCACCGCUGAUUUGGACGGAUCUUUGCAAUAUGAUCAUGCUCAGUGGAUCGACACUAGAUUAGUUGUAGAAGACUUUACGUGGCAAGCGGCCGAUCUUCUCGAUCGGCUGGAUGACUUACAGGAGGAUCUCAGUCGAAAUGACUUUGCUGACGAUGUUGCAGGAGCUAAGCACGGCAUUGAUUUGCACAAUGAAAUGAAAAAGAAAAUUGUCAAAGUGCCGGUGGAAGACAUUAAAGUUGUUGGACAACGCCUGCUUCAGCGAUUUAACAAUAGUGCGACAGCAACCGGUGGGGAAGGCGGAAGCAUCGACAAUGGCGCAGCGAGUUGCGCAGAUACCGAUGGACGAGCACUGGCUACUCUGGUCGUUCAACAUUUAGAUUCAGUGCAUGCCGCGCAUCAACAUCUGUUAUAUUUAUGGCACAUUAAGAAGGUGAAACUGGACCAGUGUUUUCAGCUACGAUUGUUCGAACAGGACUGCGAAAAGAUGUUUGACUGGAUUUGCCACAAUCGGGAGGCAUUCCUCGCCAGUUACGUCGAGAUUGGCCGCUCGUAUCAGUUGGCCAAGAAUCUGCAAGAGGAACAUAAACAUUUCACGAUGAGUUCGAUGAACGUUUACGUGAACAUAAACAAGAUACUCACGAUGGCUGGUAGAUUGCUAGAAACGCAGCAUUAUGCAGCUGGACAUAUUCGUGCGGUGGCGGGUCGUCUUGAUCGUGCGUGGAAGGAGUUUGCGGCGGGUCUCGACGAACGUACCGCAGUACUUAGUUUAAGUGUAGUGUUUCAUCACAAAGCGGAACAAUACGUCGAUAACGUGACUGACUGGAGUCAGGCAUGCGACACUAGUAACCUACCAAAUGAAAUCCCAGUACUUGAAUCUCACAUUCGUCAGCAUCAAACUCUGUACGAAGCAAUGUGUCAGGCGUACACGGAGGUGCAUAGUACCAGUAAGAAGCUUCUUUAUCAACUGGAUCAUCUUGUGCAAGUCUGUAAUCAACCACAAGGAAUUGACCAUGUCGCCAGAAAACAUAGUCAAGAUGGACACAGUAUCGAUAGCCACACUGGCACAAGUGGUAAUCCAGCGGCCGAUUAUAGCGAAGGUGCAUCCCACGUAUUAGCUGUUAUUCAUCAGAUUCUCGGUCAUCAUAGGGCAUUGGAAGCUCGCUGGCAUGCCCGUAAAGUCAAGCUGCAUCAACGGCUGGCGUUAAAACUAUUUCAAGAAGAUGUGAAGCAGGUUCUCGAUUGGCUGACAAACCACGGUGAAGUUUUCAUUAGAAAAAAUACAGGUGUAGGUCGUAAUCUUCAGAAAGCACGCGUGUAUCAAAAAAGCCACGAACAUUUUGAAAACGUUGCCCAGAAUACUUAUACGAACGCGACGAAACUUUUGACCGCCGCCGAGGAACUUGCUCACACGGGAGAAUGCGCGCCCGACGAGAUAUACGCAGUAGCGCAAGAAUUGGAAGCUCACGUUAGUAGCUUCGCGGCGAGAGUCGAGCAACGGCGUCGCAGAUUGGAUCUGGCAGUAGUAUUCUACACUCACGAGAAAGAGCUCACUGGAUGGGUAGAUGAGCUACGUCAAGAAUUACAACAAGACGAGGUUGCUGAGAAUCUGGAGACGGCGGAGAGACUGUUGGAGCAAUGCGCGCAGCAUAGAUCGUCUUGUCUCGAGGCGUGUGCCUCGACGAUAGCACAAGGUGAGGCUUUGCUGCAGGAACUUCGCGAUGCGACUGACGCGCCCGACACGACCGGCUCGAUAUCGGCGGUGGAAUCGGCUUUGGACAGAUUAGCGAGCUUGCGGCAAGAAUUGGAAGAUUUGUGGGCCACCAGAAAGCUGCGACUAGAACUAUGCUUGCGAUUACGUGUAUUCGAACGAGAUGCGCUGGAGGCGAGCGGUCAACUGGAGAUGUGGACGCAGGAAUUGCAGGGUCCGCCGCGGGAAGGUUCUCCCGAACAACUGCUGCGCGUGCACAACGACGGAGUCGCCCAUAUGCAGAACACUGCCUUUCAAGUUUUGCACCGCGGUCAGGAACUAGCGCAGGUCCUGGAAGAGGCGGGAGUGUGCAUUAUGGCGGACGGUCAACAUAGCGCGGCGGCGCGAGUGCAAGUGCUUCUCGAGUUCUUGAAUGAAAGAGAAAUGGACGCAGAGGACCUCGCGGAGAUGCGAAGGGUACGAUUAGAACAGGCUUCCCAAUUGUUACAACUGCAAACGGAUGCGUCUCACGUAAUUAAGUGGAUACGGAAUGGUGAAUCGAUAUUACUGGCUUCACUGAGAAUACCAGAGAAUCAACAAGAGGCCGAUCUGUUGGUGAAGGAACACGAUCAAUUCCAACUCGCGAUAGCGAAGACUCAUGCCUCUGCCGUACAAGUGAAGCAGAGGGCAGACGCCUUAUUAACCGCGAAUCACUACGAUCCGAAGAGUAUCAGAGAAGUCGCGGAGGAUGUUACUAAACGGUGGCAGCAAUUAGUGACCUGUGCGGAAGAGCGACACAAAUUGGUAACUGCCAGUUUUAAUUUUUGGAAAACGGUAGACUCGGUACGUACAGUUCUGGACAGUUUAGAACAGCAAUACAGAGUGGACGAGGACUGGUGUGCUAGUGGCGAGAAAGGUGCCGGAGUACCAUCAUUGAUCACUCAUCAUCAGGAACAGAAGGAAGCUUUUCUAAAGGCGUGCACGCUGGUACGCCGUACCGGAGAAACGUUUUUAAAGUAUAUCAAUCGUAGUCUGCAAUUUUAUAGCUAUCAGUCUAACAGUGCCGGUUCCGCGAACAAAGUCAAAAAUAUUUUGGAGGAAUUAGUUGGUAAGGAAAACAGAGUACUCGAGUACUGGACUCAACGAAAGAAACGCCUAGAUCAAUGCCAUCAGUACGUUCUGUUCGAGCGCAGUGCGAAACAGGCACUCGAGUGGAUAAGGGAGACCGGGGAAUUGUAUCUGGCAACGCACACGAACGUCGGUAAGAAUCGUACUGAAAACGAGCAACUGCUACAAGAGCACAACGAGUUUAAAGGCGCGGCGAAAGAAACGAGGGAAAGAGUGAAAUUGUUGAUUCAACUCGCUGACAACUUGGUUGAGAGGGGUCAUGCCCAUGCCGCGGCGAUCAAACAGGCCGUCGCCGAGGUCGAUCAACGAUACAAAGAUUUUAGUACACGGAUGGAUUAUUACAAGACGCAAAUCGAAGGCGAUUUGGGUAUACAGUCUGACGACGUACAAAGAGAUCUCUCUUUCGACCGAAAUUCAGAUCCGUUACUGGAGGAAAAGAUCAAGGGUAAAGAUCUGAAGGAGUUGAAUGAGGAGAAAAGAAGAUCCGCACGAAGAAAAGAGUUUAUUAUGGCCGAGCUCUUGCAAACCGAACGUACAUACGUGAAGGAUUUGGAGACUUGUAUCCGCUGCUUCUUGGACGAAACACGAUGCGGAAAAGGAAAUGUUCCGUUGGGUUUACAGAGUCGAGAGUCGAUUAUUUUUAGUAAUAUAGAGGAGAUAUAUCAGUUUCAUAGCAAUGUGUUUCUACGUGAGCUAGAAAAGUAUGAGACCAUGCCGGAAGAUGUAGGACAUUGUUUUGUAGUGUGGGCACCUAAAUUUGACAUGUACGUAACUUAUUGUAAAAACAAACCCGAGAGCAAUCAGUUCUUAGUGACGCAUGGUGGGACAUGGUUUGAGGAAUUGCAGAGGAAACACAGAGCAGAACAUCCUAUCGCUGCAUACCUGAUCAAACCUGUACAGAGAAUUACAAAAUAUCAACUGCUACUUAAGGACUUGCAAAAUUGUUGCCAAGAAGGACAGGGCGAAAUAAAGGAAGGAUUAGAAGUGAUGUUAAAUGUGCCUAAAAAAGCUAACGAUGCCUUACACUUGAGUCUAUUGGAAGGUUGCGACGUUAGUAUAGAUGCACUCGGUGACGUUGUACUGCAAGACUCAUUCACGGUAUGGGACCCAAAACAGCUGAUUAGAAAGGGAAGAGAUCGUCAUAUAUUUCUUUUUGAAUUAUAUCUUCUCUUCAGUAAAGACGUAAAGGAUUCUGCCGGAAAGGUAAAAUAUAUUUACAAAAACCGUUUGUUGACCUCCGAAUUGGGUGUGACCGAGCACAUCGAGGGCGACGAGUGUAAAUUUGCAGUGUGGACAGGACGAGCACCGACUAGCGAUACUCGCAUAGUGCUGCGGGCGAGUUCGAUGGAGGCGAAGCAGCUGUGGGUGAAGAGAUUACGCGAAGUGAUACAGGAGACCUUCUUGGGCAAAAAUAUGCCGAAAAGCCCUGCCAAAAAGAGUUCCAGUCAACGUUCUAGCAGAGAUCUCGAGGAAUGCGCAUCCUUGGACGACAGUGUGGAGAAUCUGGAUAGAAAUUCGUUGGCUUCCUUUGGUUCAACCAACACUACGGAUUCUGACAAGACCGGGGUGGUAGAAAUGACGUGGGUCGUGGCCGAUCAUAUGGCGGCACCGGGCUCGAGGGAGCUCAGCGUGACGAAAGGGCAGCAGGUGGAAGUGUUGGAGAAUGGCAGCACCGGUAUCGCCGGAGUUUCCAACGCCGGCGAAUGGACCCUGGUGCGUUUGCCGCUCACACCCGGACAAACUGAACCUCCCGCGGAAGGUUUGGUGCCCACCAGUGCCCUGAAGCAGCCACCGACCGCCUCCUGCAAAACUUCGCCGUCCAGAAAAGCGUCCACGCAACAGCAGCAUCAUCAACAGUCGCAUCAUCAUCCGUACCAUCAACAGCAGAUCAGUCAGGCGAUCGUUCAAGCACAGCAGCAGACUGCCGUUACAUCCUCGACCACCACCAGCACAUUGCCGCUGACCGGCACGGUCAAUGCUGCGUCGACCGCGCAGCAAACGGCAUCGUCGUUGACGGUGCUGUCAUCCGCGGUGCUGUCGCCAAUGUUAUCGGAGGAUGCAGAGACCACCGGAAGUGACGGUAGCGGAUCAGGCAAUACAAAUUCACCUGGCAACAAGAGACGAGGUUUUAGUGGACGGAAGUGGCUCCCACCGCCUUUACGUAAACUUAGCCAAGGUAAAGUUGAGAAAACCAAUAUGGCCGUGACGACGUCAUCGUCUCCUUUGAUUGGACCGUCUUUGAAGAAGAGCAACUCGGACAAACGCUUUAAAUUACCCAGCGGUGUUGAGCACAAUCGGCCCACCAAGGCCACGUUCGAAGCGGAGGCCGAAGCUCAAGAGGGCGAGGAAGUCGAUAAAGAGGAGGAGAACGAAGAACAACAAGAGAUUGAAGUGGACGUGGACGCGGAUGUUACGGAGAGUGACGAAACGGCAGUGGCGAGUUUGCAAGAGCAAAACGGCGGCGAAGACGCUGACGAUGAUUUGGAACUCCCACCUCCAAUGAAGCCUAUAACCGAACCGAUACUCGUGACGACCGCAAACGGUCCGUCAGGAUCCACAAUACCGAGUGAACUACCCGGGAAACGAUCUGCUGAACGUACGACAAAGAUUCUUGAUGGCAGCGCGGCGACAACGGCCGAUCUUUCAGAAAUCGAACAGAUCGUGAAGGAGAGAAUGGAGCAACAUACGGAAAAUCAGGAAAGACAAAGUCUCAUGCGAACCCCUAAUGGAAAAUCGUUGAACAAUGAUGAGGAGUAUUGUAUUGCGACUACCAAUCCGGUCGAGGAAUCGGACAAGUCAGAUCCGGAGGGUACUGCGAUCGCCAAACGACAAUUUGUUAUUCGUGAACUGGUGGAUACCGAGAGAGACUACGUCAAUGAUUUAAAGCAGAUAGUCGAAGGCUACAUGGCACUAAUGCGAAAUCCCGACUGUGAGAUUCCCUUGCCGGAAGAUUUACGCGGUGGGAAAGAUAAAAUGGUUUUCGGUAAUAUAGAAGCUAUUUACGAGUGGCAUCGAGAUUUUUUCCUCAAAGCUUUGGAACGUUGUUUGGAGCGACCCGAAGAGCUCGGGCCUCUUUUUAAACGUUAUGAACGAAAGUUACACAUGUACGUGGUUUAUUGCCAGAACAAGCCCGUUUCGGAAUACAUUGUGUCAGAAUACAUAGAUACUUACUUUGAGGAACUUAGGCAAAAACUUGGCCAUCGUCUGCAGCUCUGCGACCUGCUGAUCAAACCCAUACAAAGGAUUACAAAAUAUCAACUUCUUCUACGGGAGGCACUGCGCCUCACUGAACGAACUGAAAGGUUAUCGGAAAUCGAAGGCCUCAGAGCGGCGGCUCAUGUCAUGCGAGUUAUUCCUAAAGCUGCGAACGAUAUGAUGGACGUUGGUAGAUUACAAGGUUUUGACGGAAAGAUAACCGCGCAAGGAAAACUUUUGCUGCAUGGCCCGCUUCUGGUGUCGGAAAUAUCAAACGUAUUGACGAGAGGAAAGGAAUGGCAAGUUUUUCUUUUCGAGCAAAACAUUAUAUUUAGCGAAUCUGUCGGCAAGAAGACGCAAUUCACCAAUCCUGCUUACAUAUAUAAAGCGCACAUUCAGGUGAACAAAAUGAGUCUUGAAGAUUCGUACGACGAUCCGGAGAAAUUUGUCAUUCGUUCGACGGAUCCUCGAAAACCCGGGCUAGGAUUCUCAUGUAGCGUAGCUGAAGAAAGUAAUGGACCGCGCAGGCAGGAGUGGGUGGACACGAUCACUGCCAUCCUGCAAACCCAGCGCGACUUCCUGAAGGCGAUACAAUCACCGAUUGCCUACCAGAAGGAACUUACCAAAGAUCCACUCCGUGCCACCACUACCACGUCUGAACCUGCAAUACGAGCAACCGUAUCGGUUCCUCCGACGCUGAUGGUCCCUGGAUCGACAAACAGAGACAAGAGUAACGACCGUAGAACGAAUCAGCAAUCCUUGCAACGCUCUCAUACCGGGGGACUGGAUUGCGCGCAACCACGUACGCCCAGCCCGACAAAGAGUAGACUAAACUUCUUGGAGGGAUUUAAGAAUACUCUGCGUACGCGAUCGCCGAUCCGCAACAAUUCCAUCCCGGUCGUUCCAGGUGCUCGCGUAAGAUUAGCCGCAGAUUGGGGCAGGUUGCACGCCGGUGACGAGAUUGUCGUUUCCCACCUCGAUGGGCCGGGCUUAGUGGUAUCGCCCGUGAAUACCAAGGACGAAUUGUGGAUUCCGGCGAGUCUCGUGCCAAACUCGGCGAUCAGCCGAGCAUGGUCGUUCCGACCACGAAAGAUCGAUCUGGUGAAGAGCGGCCACUCGGUCAAUUUCCGCGAGUCCACGACACCCGAGCAGAAAAGCCCAAUCGUCCUUAACAGCCCGAUGUCGAUCCGCGCGGUCACCGGAGAAGUUGUUGGGCUUCCCGUCGAGACGCGCAAUGCGGACGGUGCAACCGUGACCUGGAGGAAGGAAGGCGAGAAUCGAUGCAUAAGAGAAGACGAUCGAUAUCAGUUCCAGCGAAGCGCGAACUUUGUGUACUUACAGAUCACCGGUUGUCGAGCUUCGGACUCCGGGAUAUAUCACUGUCGUGUCAAAUGCGAGGCAGGUUCCUGCUCCACGAAAAUUUCUCUCUUUAUCGCAGGUGGCAAGAGCGGUACGUCAGCACGCGUUGUAGCAUCCUCGAAAGUCGAAGUAGACUGGGAAAAACAGGAUAUCGAUAGCGCGUCGUGCAGCAUAGAGUGCAGAACUUUACCGUCACAACAGUGGAUACCGGUGCUGAACCAGGCCAAUGAUCCGCCUGCCAUAGUGGACGUAUUGCCGGAUACCUCGUACAGUUUUCGGGUGAUGGGUGAUGACGGUAAGACGACUUCGCCGUCGGUCGUGAUAACUCUGUCGAGACUGGAUGUUGACGGUGGCGCGGAAUGGGAGGCCAAGCAGUUCAUCGGCAGAUACUUGGAGCUGGACGAGUUGGGCAGCGGUAGAUUCGGUACGGUUCGUCGCGCCAGAGACAAGGGUACCGGCCAGGAGGUAGCUCUCAAGCAGAUCCCGCGACACAAGCAGUCGAGGUCGUUGACGCGCGCGGAGUACGACGUACUGGCAUCUACCCAUCACGCCAAUAUCGUCAGGGCGUUCGCCCUGUUCGAGAAUGCGCCUCGACCCGGCAUCGACACCAUCGUUCUCGAACUGGUCAAGGGUACGACGUUGUUCGCGUGUCUGAGCGAGAAAACCAAGUACAACGAGGCGACUGUGGCACGGUAUACUGGCCAGUUGCUGUCCGCACUGUACUGGUUGCACUGUCGCAAUCAGGCGCACCUCGACGUGAAACCGGAGAACGUUCUCAUCGAUCAAGAGGCGGACCAAGUGAAGCUAAUAGAUCUGGGUGAAGCGGUGAGGACGCCCAUCGACGAGAUCGUACCACCACCUGCCGAUCUGGAAUUUGCGGCGCCGGAAUUAGUGCUAGGUAGACCGACCGGUCCUUACACGGACAUGUGGGCCGUCGGUGUUUUUAUUUAUGUACUUCUAAGUGGAUUAUCGCCUUUCUUGGACGACUCCGUGGAGGAAACCACCGCCAACAUACUCAAGUGUGAUUUUUGUUUUCCCGAUGAGUACUUUGAGACGAUAUCCAGCGACGCGAAGGAACUUCUUGGAAGAUUACUGUGUCUGUGUGGCGAGGAUCGACUGAAUGCAGAAAUUUGUCUUGCUUCGCCAUGGUUGAAGGUAUCGACUGGCGCUAUCAUACCGUCCACUAGAAUGGCCGCAUUUAUAGAACGUCGUGCGCACUGUCUGAAACUGCGUCAAGAUCAUAACGAUAGUUUUUAUUCUUAAAACUAACAAUACACACUAAGAGCAUGUGUUACAUGACAUAUUUAUAUAUGUAAAUAGCAAAAUAUACUUAAAUGUAGAACUAUUAA